Molecule: messenger RNA, 2343 nt
Organism: Knipowitschia caucasica
Lineage: Eukaryota; Metazoa; Chordata; Actinopteri; Gobiiformes; Gobiidae
Source: the annotation of a GenBank genome assembly
AUGGAGGCGCGCUGGACCCUGGCCACGCUGCUCCUGCUGGGGAUGAGCCGCUCUGGUCACGCGGUCUCCAGUGACCCCUGGGGCCAGUGUCCGGUCAGCAGGAAGUGUAAGGACAAGUUUGGGGACGGUGUGUGUGAUCGAGAGUGCAGAGAGCCAGAGUGUCUGCGGGACGGGUUCGACUGUGUGCAGGACCGUCCCGUCUGCAAUCCAGGCCACAUCCAGUACUGCCGUAACCACUACGGCAAUUCCCACUGCGACCACGGCUGCAACAGCGCCUCCUGUGGGUGGGACGGGGGCGACUGCGUGCCCCAGCAGACGUCCCAGUGGGCCAAAGGGACUCUCCUGGUGCACACACGGCUCCCUCUAGUCCAGGGCGUCUUCCCCAACUCCUCUGUGCUCUGGGCCCUCAGCGUGGUCCUCAUGUCUCCUCUGAAGCUGAGGGCCGCGGCUCCCUUUGGCCCCUCCAGGGACCUGUUCCAGUAUGGGCCAGGCCAGCUGGAGGAGAUGCUGACCCAGGCUGCGGCUGCGGACGCCAGCGGCUCUCUCCUGGCCCUGCAGCUGGAUAACCGUCCCUGCUUGGCGCUGCCCUCCACAUGUUUCCCGUACAGCACAGAAGCCGCAGCGUUUGUGCGCGCAAUGCUCCAGCUGCGGCCUGCGGUCACAGCUGCCCUGCCUGAGCUGCAGGCCGUCCUCAGCCUGCGCGGGGUCAGGGAGGAGCUGGGGAGCAGGGAGCAGGAAGAGCAGAACGUCAGCGUGGAGGCCAGAGCCCCCUUGGCAUCCUGGAUGUGGGCUGUGGUUGCCGUGGCGCUGGCGGUGCUGCUGGUGCUGUGUGUGGCUGUGCUGCUGGUGAUGAGGAGGGUGAGGAGGGGCGCGCACACACACACACCCGCGGGCAGCACCCACAGCAGCCGCACCCUCGCCAUGAUCGGCUCCCGGUCUAACAAGUCCAAAGGCUCCGUUCCUGAGACCAGGGUCCAGACCAGCAGAGACAGGGACCGGGACAAGCUGGGUCUGCGUAAAAAGAAGAAGAACAAGGAGGCAGAGAAGAGGAGGAGGCGCGAGCCACUGGGGGAGGACGCCAUGCGCAUGAGGCCGCUGAGGAGGGAGCUGGACAUCGGCAGUGACACCGACGUGACGCAGAGCUCGAUGGAGGACGUCAGCCGCUGCUCCAAACGACACGAGGCCUUUGUGUACGAGCACCGCAGCCCAGCAGAGAGGGCCUACAGGGGGCCAGGGCCAGGCCGGACCAGCACCCAGGCUCCUCCUAGAGGCUGGGACAGAAACGCAAUGCCACCUCCUCUCCUCAGCCCUCCUCAGCACUCGGCAGAGUGGUGUGGUCCGGACGGGUCUGUUGUCCUGAUCCGUGCGGUCCGGAGUGGCCUGGACCGAGUCGUACUGGAGCUGCUGAGGGCUGGGGUCCCGGUCAACAACACGGACCACACAGGGCGGUCCGCUCUGCACUGGGCAUGCUCCGUAAACCACCUGUCAUUGGCCAGGACUCUGAUCCGCUACGGCGCCACAGUGGAUUUGCAGGACAACAAGGGUGAGACCGCUCUGUUCUUGUCUGCCCUCCACGGCUGCUACGACACAGCCCGCCUACUCCUCCUCCACGGGGCGAACCCCGACCUCCGGGACAGAAGGGGGCGCCAGGCGGUGGAGGCGGCCCAGGAGAACAUGCACCCGCAGGUCAUGGAGAUGCUUCUGUCACAGCAGCUGCAGCGGAGACCGGCCCCUGAGCUCGGCCCCUGUGGCCCCUGUGAUGUUCUGUGGGACGACCGGACCAUGGGCUACCCUGGGUCCUGGGGCGGGGCUCAGGCUCUGCCUGGGAGGAGCGCAUCCUUCUCUGGGACCAUAGCAGCGCUGCCCCCAAGUGAUUGGUCGCCGGGCAGAGUGCAGGCCCCCUCCCCUCACACCUGGAGGCCUCAGAUGAACCAAUCCACCACCGCCCUGGUUCCACCACGUGUCAUGGGCCGCUCCCCUCGGCCAAUCAGCACACUUCAGGAAGUGACCUCCGAGGACGAGGACCGCGACCGGACGCAGGACGCCACACGAGCUCUCACGGCUCACUUCCUGUUCCCACAGCCCGCCCCCCGCCAGCGCUCCUUCUCCUGCUCCCAGCAUGCACUGCAGCGCCGGUCUAGUGCGCCGCAGCCAGAGCCCAACUACGUGAUCGUGUCGCCGCCGGCAGUGAGUGAGCCGCAAGCAGAAAGUGUGGCCCGAACGCACGCCGUACAGUCAGAGAGCAGCAGGGCGGAGUCUGUGGCCACCAGCCCCUCCCACACGGAGCAGAAGAGUCGAGAGGGGCCCCCAAGCCAGCAGGAGCCCACGCAAACUGCACUCUGA